Molecule: messenger RNA, 5278 nt
Organism: Struthio camelus australis
Lineage: Eukaryota; Metazoa; Chordata; Aves; Struthioniformes; Struthionidae
Source: RefSeq, a predicted model, not a curated record
CAGAGGGCUCCAGUCUGUGGGCACGGCAAGGCUGACUUCUGCGUUGCAAGGAGCAUGGGAGCAGGUUGUCUCGCCUCGGACAAACUGCAUUUCAGCAGCUGGCUUCCAGGUCUUCUCCCUUCAGUGUCAGCAGUUGGGGCUAGGACUCCUGGACCCAGCUUUUCAUGUAGUCCUGAACAGCACUCCACCUCGCUUUGUCCAACAGACCUGGAGAAAAAGGGGGAAAAAAGCCCUACACUUUUAAAUCUGGAUAAAACAGGUUUCUAAUAAAAGCAACCCUUAACUGUUAGGGCUGCAAGAACUGAGAACUGGUGGAUAUUGGAUGUGGAGAGUGAAUUGGUUGAAACUCUCUCAUACUGGCUCCCUCUUUGUCCCUCCGUGAGCCUGGGAAUGGGUGUGAUCUCCGAGUAGGAGUGUCUGUAGUUAAGUAGAGGAUUGAAUUACCGAACGCUGCUGUUCCCUAGCUGACAAGGUAGCAGAACAGCAAACAAAAGUGCCUUGAAACCAGCUCGCCAAAGAGGAGAGAAGGCUGUGAGUUUAGCAGAGGAGGGACCUGUGAGGACACUGCACACUUUCUAGUAAGCUCAGGGGACAGGAUGACAGACGGUGACUCAAAUCUUCCAAUUAUCGAGAGAAAGCUGGGACUCCAGAUAUGGGGCAUAGAGAACAUGAAGAUGGUUCCUGUUCCUGAAAAGGCUUAUGGAACUUUUUUUGAAGGGGACUGUUACAUAAUUCUACACAACAAAAGGACCUCUCGUGGCUCAGCUACAGACUUGCAUUACUGGAUUGGCAAGGAUUCAUCCCAGGAUGAGCAAGGUGCUGCUGCCCUGUACGUCAUCCAGAUGGACGAUGCACUUGGGGGGGACCCCGUGCAGCACCGCGAAGUGCAGGGACAUGAAUCUGAGACCUUCCAAAGCUACUUCCGGAACGGCAUUGUCUACAAGAAGGGAGGAGUAGCUUCAGGAUUCAAACAUGUGGAGACCAAUAUGUACAACAUCAAGCGUCUUCUUCAUGUCAAGGGGAAAAAGCACAUAUCAGCCACAGAGGUAGAGCUUUCCUGGAACAGUUUUAAUAAGGGUGAUGUUUUCUUGCUGGACCUCGGGAAAGUGCUGAUUCAGUGGAAUGGACCCAAUUGCAGCAUUGCGGAGAAAUCUAGGGGCCUCGCAUUGGCUCGUAGCAUCAGGGACAGCGAAAGGGGUGGCCGUGCUCAAAUAGGCAUUAUUGACAAUGAGAAGGACUCUCCAGACCUCAUGCAAAUCAUGAAGAUGGUGCUGGGUGAGAGGCGUGGAGAGCUCCAAGACGCCAUCCCAGACACAAAAGCAGAUGAGCUGCAGAAGGCAAAUGUCCGGCUUUACCAUGUCUACGAGAAGGACAAUGACCUGGUGGUACAGGAAAUAGCUACUCGGCCCCUGACACAGGACCUGCUCCAGCAUGAGGACUGUCACAUUUUAGACCAAGGUGGCUUUAAAAUCUAUGUUUGGAGAGGAAAAUUAUCCAGCAAGGAAGAGAAGAAAGCAGCCUUCAGCCGAGCUUUGGGUUUCAUCCAAGCCAAAGGCUAUCCUCCUUCCACCAACAUUGAAGUGAUAAAUGAUGGAGCGGAGUCAGCCAUGUUUAAACAGCUCUUCCAGAAGUGGACGGAAAAGGAUGAAACGCAAGGGCUGGGCAAAGUCUACACUACCGGCAAAAUUGCCAAGGUGGAGCAGGUGAAGUUUGACACCACUCAGCUCCAUGCCAGACCAGAGCUAGCUGCUGAGCAGAGAAUGGUGGAUGAUGCCUCUGGGGAUGUAGAGGUAUGGAGGAUUGAGGACUUGCACAUGCAGCCAGUGGAUCCCAAGAAAUAUGGGCAGUUCUAUGGGGGUGAUUGCUACCUGGUCCUGUACACCUACCUGAGAUCAGGCAGGCCUCACUAUAUCCUCUACAUGUGGCAGGGUCGCCAUGCCUCUGUGGAUGAAAUCACGGCCUGUGCCCUCAAUGCUGUCGAGCUGGACAAAAAGCAUGGGGAUGAGGCUGUGCAGGUGCGCGUGACAAUGGGCAAGGAGCCAUCACACUUCCUGGCGAUCUUCAAGGGCAAACUCAUCAUUUACGAGGGCGGUACAAGUCGGGAUCAGAAAAGCACGCCCGAGCCUGCAAUCCGCCUCUUCCAGGUGAGGGGCACAGACGAGAUGAACACCAAGGCCACGGAGGUGCCAGCCCGGGCCUCCUCUCUCAACUCUAACGAUGUCUUCCUGCUGACGACCAACCAAGUCUGUUACCUGUGGUGUGGGAAGGGCUGCAGCGGAGAUGAAAGAGAGAUGGCAAAGAUGGUUGCCGAUGUCGUCUCAAAACGGGACAAGCUGACCAUUUUGGAGGGGCAAGAGCCAGCAGAGUUCUGGGAAGCCCUGGGAGGCAAAGCCCCUUAUGCCAGUGAAAAGAGGUUUCAAGAGCGGAACGCCCACUACCAGCCUCGCCUCUUCGAGUGCUCCAACCAGACAGGACGGUUCAUCAUGACAGAGGUGGUAGGUUUCUGCCAGGAGGACUUGGACGAAGAUGACGUCAUGCUGCUAGACACUUGGGAAGAGAUUUUCCUUUGGGUUGGCAAAGCCUCCAAUACAUAUGAGAGAAAUGAAGCAAUUGCCUCAGCGAGGGAGUAUCUCAAGACCCAUCCAGCAGGGAGAGAUCUGGCAACUCCAAUAAUACUGGUGAAGCAGGGCUAUGAACCCCUCAACUUCACAGGAUGGUUCAAUGCUUGGGACCCCUACAAAUGGAGCGAUGGCAAGUCCUACGAGGAGAUGAAGAACAGCUUAGGAGAUGUGUCGGCUAUAUCUGAGAUCACAGUGGAUCUUAACAACAUCAGCCUGAACAAGAGAAACAUCAGUGUGAUCAACUCAACUGUUUCAAAUACAAAAAGACCUUCCUCUGAGUACAAGUCACACUUCAACCACAGUGACAGCAACAGCUACAGUAAUAGCAGCAACUACAACAACAGCAGCCAUUCCCCAGUGCCCAACAGUGAAGGAAUUUACUCUCGAGAGGUGCUGAUUAAUAAGACGGUGGAUGAACUUCCAGAAGGCGUGGAUCCUGCUAAAAAAGAGUACUAUCUCUCUGACACUGAUUUCCACGAUAUCUUUGGGAAGUCCAAGGAUGAGUUCUACCAGAUGCCCAAAUGGAAGCAACAGAACGAGAAGAAGCAAUAUGGACUCUUCUGAGACAACAGGGGCCACCUGGCAUCUAAUGACUCUGGGACCAACCUUGAUCUCUUAGGAGCUGCGGGAAAGAAAUGCAGGCAUUUGUCAAUGAACCCAACCUCUUCUCAAUCAGGCCAAGCCCCAAUGCAGUUAUUCCAGCAGCCACUGUUCAAGGGAAAGCUCCUUUCUCCUUGCAAACCCCAAAACCAAACAGGCAAAAUUUUUUGCAGGAGUGACUUUGCAGGACAUUCUUGCCUCUUUUGAGCAUUUUACUGCUGGUAGUCACAAAGAUAAGUGUGUGUCACACAAUCAUAUUGUAGCCUGUCCUCUCCUCUCCCCCUUGCAAAUUGCUACUUGCACAAGGUCAGGGCCUUCCUGAAAUGUAACUUAGGAAAUGUAGGAAACUAGAAAUUUAAAAUUGGGCAGGACCAGUGCUACUUGCAGCUGAUGUGCUGGCUGGGGAGAGGAGGGGAAAGCACUACAGGGAUGGGGGUGGGUGUUGAGGUCAGGAAAAGAUACUGGAGUAGCCAGGUGCGUGAUGGGAUAGCCCGUGGAGUGAGACUGGCCAGUUGAACCCCUUCUUACCCUGCAAAAGAGCUAUUCACUACAGAAAAUCAGUUGCAGAUUAAUGUGCACAACCUGAUGCAGGAAAAAUGAAUGAGAAGCUGGCUUGUAAAAAAAUACAUAUUUAGAAUGUAUUUAUUAGCUGAUUUAUUUCAAGAGGCUGAUGAGCUUUAGGGCUAGAUGCAGUAUUCUGAAUGUCAGACAAGACCCUGAUCUUUUUUUCUUCCAUUGAGAUGGCAUCUCUGUUCUCACUUGGCCUCUCUGACCACAACCAGGUGCAGGUGGGCAGCAGAGUCCUCCUACCCACAGACUAGAGGCCUGGAGAAGCCAGAAGGUUUUGGGGGAUGACCAGAGGCAGAAUUUGUCCCACUGCAGCUUUUGUCAUGGGGCUCCAUCCCUGUGAUCUCUGCGGGGCUGUGAGGGCACGUUUCACAGCGUGAGCUCAACCUGAUCAGGGGGCAGGGGGUAAUAGUAGCGAUCAGUGUUUAAGGGAUGCAACUGUAAACAAAAGGAAGGAACACAUGUGUUUGAAAAAACCCAAAAGAUUCAGGUUUGCAGCUUUAUUCAAUUUCAGCCUGAUCAAUGAUUUCAAAUAAACAGCCAACAGCAACAUGAUAACUGUCCUUUAUCAGCAGAUGGGGUAGGAUGGCGGUGGAGAAAAGCUCUGCAGGGCCACAGCUUCUUCAAACAGCUGAACAUUAUUGGGAUUUUGGAUGUUUUAAAAAGAAAUGGAUAAACUCAGGAGGUGAAGGCCCCUCUGUCUCCAACCACCAUAUAGCAGGGGCCUUGGCAUGGUUUCUCUCCCUGUGCUGGUGCACCUUGCUCCUGAAGGACCCUGUUUGCUGUAUAAUGGGGGUACUUGGAUGCCCUUCCUUCCCCCCGCAGCAGUUGGCCUGUCCAACCCUGCUACAGGGAUGCAGUGUUUGUAUGCUUAGGAGUUACAGAUGACUGUUGACCUAGGAGCAAAGUGCUCUCACGCAAUACCCAGGACCGGUAACAGUGCAGUAACAGUGGAGUGUCACCAGCUGGCUGGCUUGGAGGUAAGGACCUCCAGGGGACAAGGUCUUCUGGAGAAACAGUUGCAUUUAAAAACGGGGGGCUACUUUACGCAGACCACGAUGACUUUAUUACCUCCGUGCUCCCUGGCAGCUGUUUUGGCCCAUUUAUGCUUGAGGACCCGGCACAAAAUCCAUUGCAAACCCCGUGCAGAGUAAGGUAAGAAUCAAGCAGAGACACAAAUCAGCCAAAUUAUCUGCAUGCUUGCUCCUGUUGUGUUCACACCGGAUACAAUCAGCACACAUUAUCCCUGUUUCAGCCAGCAUUGCCACGGCUGGAAGCAGCAAUCCACAUACAAUAUUUAUAUCGCCCUGCUGUGGCAUGCUCCUGCCAGCUCCCAAAUUAAUGAAUUGCAUGUGCUACUUGAUAAAAUUCAGUGAUUCCACCUAUAAACCCUGACUGUAGGCCUAAAGAGUGUCAUGCAAUCAAAUGAAGAGAGGCGGAAAUGCAGUCGAGUUAGGAAGAUUAGGCUGGUUUGCAACGUUUUGCUUUCA